This is a messenger RNA of Aspergillus puulaauensis, 1914 nucleotides long. RefSeq names its product PEX28-32 family peroxisomal membrane protein (gene PEX30). Bases 1 to 1914 code for a protein of 637 amino acids. Gene Ontology annotation, biological process: peroxisome organization. The record is from RefSeq and is a predicted model, not a curated record. NCBI's taxonomy places the organism in Eukaryota, Fungi, Ascomycota, Eurotiomycetes, Eurotiales, Aspergillaceae. The transcript has 2 exons. Gene Ontology annotation, cellular component: peroxisomal membrane.
AUGUCCUCUGCGAAGCGCCCUGGUGGAUAUAACCUUUUCGACGAUGCCGAUAUUAAUGACUCGGUAGAAGAUCUACCGUGGAUAGAUUCCAUGGCCCCGUCAACCCACCUCGGCGACCAUGCUGAUUCUCAGCCUCCGACGGUCGCCGCUUUCUCGCCCGCUACCAUCUCUGGCUCGUCUUUGACCUCGAGGCAGCGUUCUAGCAUCAUUGUGCACCGCAAGUCUCCUCUUCUCGUGGCCACUCCUCCGCCGGUCACGCGCGCACUUGCCUAUUCACAUCCGUUCAUUUUGCCUUUGAAUAGGCUUGUUGGCUUGUUGACAUGGACUACGGACGACUCCAAUUAUAGCUUCCUGCUCGUGGCAAGUUUCUGGACGGUGGUCUUAUACGGUGAUGCAAUUAUUCUUUGGGCCGGACCGCUCUUGGUAGUGGUCGGGCUGAUUCUCGGAAUGUACUGGAGGCGCUACUCUCCAUUAUCAACCCGGGCAUUUUCAACGGAGAAGCACAGUCAAUCGGCUGCUACAGAAGGCUCUGCGCAACGUCAUGAAAGUCUCGACGAGAUUGUCGAGGCUAUGAGGACGUUCACCACUCGGUGCAAUAUCCUCCUCGAACCACUUGUCGAACUCACGGAUUUCUUGUCAACCCAAAGGACAGCUACAUCAGCGACUACGCGACCGGCUCUUACUGCUUUAUUUGUCCGGAUUCUUUUUGUUACUCCGAUAUGGAUUGCCCUGACUCUUCCUCCUCUAUACCUUAUCACUACUCGCCGUGUUAUCAUGGUGGUAGGUACAAUUAUCCUUACAUACCAUUCGCGGACCGCAAGGGUCUCCCGCGUCAUUCUUUGGAGAUCCCUUACGAUUCGCCGGAUAUGCGCUAUGAUUACGGGGCUGUCAUUUGAGUUGGAUAAAGACAAGUCUCAUGUCAUGCAGAGUCACGGUCACGCUGCCAAUAUUGCUACUAGACGCCGCGGAGAUUCAUCCGGUGUGCGUUUUACUUUUAUCAUCUAUGAAAACCAACGUCGUUGGUUAGGUAUCGGUUGGACAUACUCCUUGUUCCCGUCAGAGCGGGCUGCAUGGACGGAUGAGCAUCUAAACCCAGUGCCUCCGAAGAAUGAAUUCCAUCUUCCAGAAGUGCAAAGUGGAAACGCAAAAUGGCGAUGGGUCGAAGGAGGUGAAUGGCACAUUGAUGGUGCCGACGAUGAUGCAUCCGAUUCCAAACGUGCUGAUGGGGGAGGUUGGAUUUACUCUGAUAAUAAGUGGAAUGAUGGGCGCCGCGGUCAAGACGGGUGGGACCGCUAUACACGCCGCAGGAAAUGGUGCCGGGACGCCGAACUCGUGGAAGUCACACCCGACGGCAAAUCCCUAGACGCACCAUCCGCUUUAACACAAGCCCUGGCGCAGCAAAUUGAAAAGGAAAAGAAAGAACGCGGCAACACCGAUGCUUCUACGGCCGACGCUGAUUCCGUGAGUCUCGCCCCGUCCACAUCCUCCACCAAAGCACGGCGACGACGUUGGUUUGGAGGAUCGUCAAAGAGUGUAAGCGACAAAAAUGGCAGCUCCUCCUCUGCCACACCUCCACCAACCUCCUCCUCGAAUAAUAAUAAUAACUCCGAAGAUACUGGAAAAAUAACCUCUGCCACUAGUUAUAAUACCUCGCGCUCGCCUUUAAAAAAUGCCUCGAGGCCCGUGAGCAUAUCGAAGUCUCGAAGAAUGUCAGGGCUCUCUGAAGGUACCUCUGUCCAUGGUAGCCCCCAUGGCAGUGGCACAGUCGCUAGUGACAGUUUGAGUAUGCGUGAUAAAGAGUUUUCGGAUGCUCACGAUCGUUUGGAUCGCUGGGGAUCGAGGGCUGCAGGAGGGACGGAAAGAGCAGAAAGGGAAAUGGGGUUAGGUGAUGAGGUGAACAUGGGACUAAGUUAA